AUCACGGUGUCGGAGUAUGAUGACCUGCGGCGGGACGUGAGCGCCAUGUACAACAAGGUCACGCUGGGCCAGCUGCAGAAGAUCACCCCACAUCUGCGGUGGAAGUGGCUGCUGGACCAGAUCUUCCAGGAAGACUUCUCGGAGGACGAGGAGGUGGUGCUGCUGGCCACCGACUACAUGCGGCAGGUGUCCCAGCUCAUCCGCUCCACGCCCCACAGGAUCCUGCACAACUACCUCGUGUGGCGUGUGGUGGUGGUCCUGAGUGAGCACCUGUCCCCGCCCUUCCGCGAGGCCCUGCACGAGCUGGCCAGAGAGAUGGAGGGCAGCGACAAGCCUCAGGAGCUGGCCCGAGUCUGCCUGGGUCAGGCCAACCGCCACUUCGGCAUGGCACUUGGUGCCCUCUUCGUCCAUGAGCACUUCUCGGCUGCCAGCAAAGCCAAGGUACAGCAGCUGGUAGAAGACAUCAAGUACAUCUUGGGUCAGCGCCUGGAGGAACUGGACUGGAUGGAUGCCCAGACCAAGGCUGCUGCUCGGGCCAAGCUCCAGUACAUGAUGGUGAUGGUUGGCUACCCGGACUUCCUGCUCAAACCCGAGGCUGUGGACAAGGAGUAUGAGUUCGAGGUCCACGAGAAGACCUACUUCAAGAACAUCCUGAACAGCAUCCGCUUCAGCAUCCAGCUCUCCGUCAAGAAGAUCCGGCAGGAGGUGGACAAGUCCACGUGGCUGCUACCCCCACAAGCGCUCAACGCCUACUAUCUACCCAACAAGAACCAGAUGGUGUUCCCAGCAGGCAUCCUGCAGCCCACCCUGUAUGACCCCGAUUUCCCACAGUCUCUGAACUACGGGGGCAUCGGCACCAUCAUCGGGCAUGAGCUGACCCAUGGCUACGAUGAUUGGGGGGGCCAGUACGACCGCUCGGGGAACCUGCUGCACUGGUGGACGGAGGCCUCCUACAGCCGCUUCCUGCACAAGGCCGAGUGUAUCGUGCGCCUCUAUGACAACUUUACCGUCUACAACCAGCGGGUGAAUGGGAAGCACACGCUUGGGGAGAACAUUGCGGACAUGGGUGGCCUGAAGCUGGCCUACUACGCCUAUCAGAAGUGGGUGCGGGAGCACGGCCCAGAGCACCCGCUGCACCGGCUCAAGUACACACACAACCAGCUCUUCUUCAUCGCCUUUGCCCAGAACUGGUGCAUCAAGAGGCGGUCGCAGUCCAUCUACCUGCAGGUGCUGACCGACAAGCAUGCACCUGAGCACUAUAGGGUGCUGGGCAGUGUGUCUCAGUUUGAGGAGUUCGGCCGGGCCUUCCACUGCCCCAGGGACUCGCCCAUGAACCCUGUGCACAAGUGCUCCGUGUGGUGAGCCUGGCCGCCUGCCCGCCCCCACUGUCCUGCACGAGUCGCCUCCUGCUGGCUGCGGGCAGGCAUGUGCCCCGGCUGCCCCGCUCUGGUCCCCUGGCCCUCCCAGCCCCUCCAGCCCGGGCCCCUGGCACCCACAGUCCCUCACUUCUGGAGGGGUCUGGAGCAGGGGUGGGCUAGACUGCAGGACACGUGGCGGAGACUGAGGUCCCCAGACCCCUGGCUGGAUUGUAUAGCCCCAUCUCUGCUGCGUUCCUGCUGCUAAGCCUGGUCAAUAAAGCUGCUGUCCUGUC
Molecule: messenger RNA, 1651 nt
Organism: Chinchilla lanigera (long-tailed chinchilla)
Lineage: Eukaryota; Metazoa; Chordata; Mammalia; Rodentia; Chinchillidae
Product: endothelin-converting enzyme-like 1
Biological process (GO): protein processing
Cellular component (GO): plasma membrane
Molecular function (GO): metalloendopeptidase activity
Source: RefSeq, a predicted model, not a curated record